CCCAUUUCGUUUCCAAGGCAACGAUCUUGUUGACAGGAGAGGUGUCAGUGUGAGGCGGCGAGUCCCGCGCACUCUCGGGAAGGGGAUUGUGAUAAGCUCCACAACAAUACUUUAUUGUAUGAACUCCAUUUCUGCUUCUUCCCACUACAUUUCCUAACUGUUUGUGCUGCUGGGCAGAGAAGAGCAUCAGCUCCAGUACGUGGAAACUCGGUUGUUGCAGGAAGUGAAAUGCCACCAAGAAAAAGCAGCACACCUAAGAGCCGAAAUUCUGCAUCUGAACCUAAGAAAAAGAAAAGAGCCAAGCGGAGUGGAAAGAGCAAACACGUCAGUGAGGAACAAAGCGCUCGGUGCAACAGUCCCUUGGUGUAUAAUCCUGAAGCAAUUGUUCAAGAACUGAUGGAAAAAUACCCGAAAAAGCAACAAGAUUCUGGCCUAAAUGAGCUCAGUGAAUAUGAAAACAAUAGACAAAGGGACCUGGGACUUCCAGUAAGGAUGGGCCUUUCAAAUAAAAUCAGCCGAUUUGAAAUUCCAGUGGACAUAAAACUACUAGAAGCUCUGACUGUGCAGGAUUAUCUCAGAACCUACUGCCGCGUGUGUAAAAGAAGGCAGAUUUACUAUAAGAAAUUCUUUGAUAAAUUUGACAAAGACAGAGAUGGGAUCCUCUCCAGUCAGGGGACAGAGGAUGCCUUGAAAGAUCUGUACUUCAAUGAAAUCAGCUCCAGCCAAGUGAAGGAUCUCAUGAGCUUGAUAAAAGCCAAUGAGGAGAGCAAGAUUGACCGAAUGCUCUUCAGCUCCCUGUGUGCCCUAUCAGAGCGCAUUUUCUAUGCUGCAUUAGUUACAGAAGAUACGGGUGUUGCUGAAAAGCAGUGGCUGGAGGCUGCAGACUUCUGUGGCAUGAGUUGGAAAUCUUCAGGCUGUCAUAUUGAUGACUCUUUAAAGAGACUGCUGGGGGUCCUGUCAUGCACUCCUGAUGGCAGAGGAGUCUGAGACUGGAAUCAGCAGGUACCUGUUUAUACAACAUUCUCCACUCCCCUCUCUCUGGAAAUAAAAGCAGGGCAAAAGCAACACCUUAUUUCAAAGGCCUGUAUGUAAAAUCGCACUAACAAUAUGGAGUAAGAAAGAGCGGCACAAAUCUACAGCUCCAGCUACUUGACUACAAAUGCCAGAAUUCUCCAGUGUGUUGGUUAAAGAGGUGGUUCACCUCCAGGUUUUUAGUAUGUAAUCCAAUAGCUAAUUCUAAGCAGCUUUUCAAUUGGACAUCAUUUUUUCUUUUUAUAGUUUUUGAUUUGCCUGCCUUCUUCAGACUCUAUACAGCUUUCAAA
Molecule: messenger RNA, 1322 nt
Organism: Xenopus laevis (African clawed frog)
Lineage: Eukaryota; Metazoa; Chordata; Amphibia; Anura; Pipidae
Exons: 9
Coding region: 229-987 (252 amino acids)
Source: RefSeq, a predicted model, not a curated record